UCUCGCAACUCCUUCGUUUCUUACGCUCUCCAUCGCUUUCUCUCCUGCUCUGCGUGUUGUUCCUGUUUCAUCCUCCCUUAUCAGAGUCGCCCUACUUCGUCAGGUGUAACCAGGAAGCGGUCGUUGGGUCAAGCAGACGGCUAGCGUCGCCGCUAUAUAAGCCAGUCUUCACAAUUCCCGCCACUACAGAGAUCCGUGAAACUUCCAAGCUGGGAAAGCGGAAAGCAUCCAGUGAACAACCAGCUCGUCCCGAGAAGAAGAUCAUGACGGACGGCAAAAUGCAGGUCGACAACCCCCAGGAGGCGGUCGAGGCUGCCAAGCAGCCGGACAUUGAUGAGUCGUUGUACAGCCGGCAACUGUACGUCCUUGGUCAUGAGGCAAUGAAGCGUAUGGGUUCAUCGAAUGUCCUGGUUGUGGGUUUGAAGGGCUUGGGUGUCGAGAUUGCGAAGAAUAUCGCUCUCGCCGGUGUUAAGUCGCUUACACUUUAUGACCCCGCUCCCGUCGCCAUCUCCGACCUCUCCUCCCAGUUCUUCCUGCAUCCAGACGACGUGGGCAAGCGCCGCGAUGAAGUAACCGCUCCACGUGUGGCAGAGCUCAACUCCUACGUCCCAACAACAGUCUUCGAAGGAAAGAAUCUGGUCGAUGACCUCUCGCAACUCAAGCGCUUCCAAGUAGUCGUUUUGACCAUCACGCCGCUGAAAGAGCAGCUUGCCAUUGCUGAAUACUGUCACAACAAUGGCAUCUAUAUCACCAUCACGGAUACCUUUGGUCUUUUUGGUUACGUCUUUAACGAUUUUGGAAAGAAUUUCACGGUGGGAGACGCAAAUGGAGAGAAUCCUGUCAGCGGAAUUGUUGCGGAUAUUGAUGACGACGGUCUUGUCUCUGCGUUGGACGAGACCAGACACGGUUUGGAGGAUGGUGACUACGUGACUUUCACGGAGAUCAAGGGCAUGGAAGGACUUAACAACUCUGCCCCUCGAAAGGUCACCGUCAAGGGACCUUACACUUUCUCCAUUGGAGAUGUCUCUGGUCUCGGGAAGUACCAGGGCGGUGGUCUCUUUACCCAGGUGAAGAUGCCUAAGUUCAUCGAUUUCCAGCCUCUGUCCGAGCAGAUUAAGAAGCCGGAGCUCCUGAUCUCUGAUUUCGCCAAGUUUGAUCGCCCGCAGCAACUGCACGUGGGUAUUCAGGCUCUGCACAAGUUUGCGGAGGCUCACGACGGCCAACUCCCUCGUCCUCACGGUGAAAGUGAUGCAGAGGAGGUGUGGAAGAUUGCUCAGGGUCUGGCUGGUGAAGGCGAAGAGAAGGUUGAGCUGGACGAGAAGCUGAUUAAGGAGCUCAGCUACCAGGCUCGGGGAGACCUCAACCCGAUGGCUGCGUUCUUCGGAGGUCUCGCCGCCCAGGAAGUUCUCAAGGCUGUCUCCGGCAAAUUUAAUCCCGUUGUCCAAUGGAUGUACGUUGACUCGCUCGAGUCUCUGCCCGAGUCGGUCACUCGCUCGGAGGAGACCUGUAAGCCUCUGGGUACCCGCUAUGACGGGCAGAUCGCGGUAUUCGGCAAGGAAUUCCAAGAGAAGAUUUCGAAUGUCCGUCAGUUCCUCGUUGGCGCAGGUGCCAUCGGAUGUGAGAUGCUGAAGAACUGGGCUAUGAUCGGCUUGGGUACCGGUCCCAAGGGUAAGAUCAGUGUCACAGAUAUGGAUCAGAUUGAGAGGAGCAACCUGAACCGACAGUUUCUAUUCCGAUCGAAGGAUGUCGGAAAGCUGAAGAGUGAAUGCGCCUCCGCUGCGGUGCAGGCCAUGAACCCCGAAUUGCAAGGAAAGAUCGUGACACUGCGAGACCGUGUCGGGCCCGACACGGAGCACGUCUUCAACGAAGAGUUCUGGGAGGACCUCGACGUGGUAACGAAUGCUCUUGACAACGUUGAUGCGAGAACCUACGUUGACCGCCGGUGUGUUUUCUUCCGCAAGCCCUUGUUGGAGAGUGGAACUCUUGGGACCAAGGGUAAUACGCAGGUGAUCCUGCCGGGCUUGACCGAGUCGUACUCGAGCUCUCAGGACCCGCCAGAGCAGUCUUUCCCCAUGUGUACCUUGAAGAGUUUCCCCAACCGUAUUGAACAUACCAUUGCGUGGGCACGGGAUCUCUUCCAGACUUACUUCGUCGGACCUCCCGAGGCUGUGAACAUGUACCUCUCUCAACCCAACUACAUUGAACAAACCUUGAAACAGGCUGGCAAUGAGAAGCAGACGCUGGAACACCUGAACAGCUUCCUGGUUACCGACAAGCCACUGAGCUUCGACGACUGCAUUGUAUGGGCUCGCCAACAGUUUGAGGCCCAGUACAACAAUGCCAUCCAGCAACUACUGUACAAUUUCCCUAAGGAUUCCAAGACCUCGACUGGUCAGCCUUUCUGGUCUGGCCCCAAGCGUGCACCGACACCGCUGAAGUUUGAUCCCACGAACCCCACACACAUUGGUUUCAUCAUCGCUGCUGCCAAUCUGCAUGCGUUCAACUACGGCAUUAAGAGCCCGCCCGUGGAUAAGGAACACUACCGAAAGGUGGUUGAGAACAUGAUUAUCCCUGAAUUCACGCCCAGUUCCAGUGUGAAGAUCCAGGCGAAUGAGAACGACCCCGAUCCCAAUGCUCAACCUUCUGGAUCUUCCUUCGAUGACAACGAGGAGAUCAAGCGCCUCGUCGAGUCUCUUCCAUCACCGAAGUCCCUCGCUGGAUUCCGUCUUCACCCUGUGGAGUUCGAGAAGGAUGAUGACACGAACCAUCACAUUGACUUCAUCACGGCGGCCAGCAAUCUCCGUGCUGAGAACUACGACAUCCCGCAGGCUGAUCGUCACAAGACGAAGUUCAUCGCCGGCAAGAUCAUCCCUGCCAUCGCGACCACCACGGCCCUGGUCACCGGUCUGGUUAUCCUCGAGCUGUACAAGAUCAUCGAUGGCAAGCAGGAUAUCGAAAAGUACAAGAAUGGCUUCGUCAACCUGGCGCUUCCAUUCUUUGGCUUCAGUGAGCCGAUUGCCAGCCCCAAGGGCAAGUACCAGGGCAAGAACGGCGAAGUCACCAUCGACAAGCUCUGGGACCGUUUUGAGGUCGAUGAUAUUCCCCUGCAGGACUUCCUCAAGCACUUCGAGGAUCUUGGACUGGAGAUCAGCAUGGUCAGCUCCGGAGUCAGCUUGCUCUAUGCCAGCUUCUAUGGCGGAAGCAAGGUCAAGGACCGUCUUCCCAUGCCGAUGAGCAAGCUUCUUGAGCACAUCAGCAAGAAACCGAUUCCCGAGCACCAGAAGAACGUCAUCUUCGAGGUUACCGCUGACGACCAGAGCGGAGAAGACGUGGAGAUUCCUUAUGUGAUGGUCAAGCUGCGGAAGUAGUCCAAUGUGGUCGGGUUUCUCCGGGGAGCUAGUUUACGCGAGAAUGAUUCAUGUUGAUACCGUGGAAUAGAAUCAAUCCUAUGUAGUUUCUGUUUCUAUUUUGCGUAAAUCCGUGGCUUAGUUAGCCACAUACAUGCUGAAUAAUGAGUACGAACAGGCGACGGGCUCAGUUA
Paecilomyces variotii is the source of this 3541-nucleotide messenger RNA. RefSeq names its product ubiquitin-activating enzyme E1 1. Gene Ontology annotation, cellular component: SUMO activating enzyme complex; cytoplasm. Lineage: Eukaryota; Fungi; Ascomycota; Eurotiomycetes; Eurotiales; Thermoascaceae. The transcript has 6 exons. Gene Ontology annotation, biological process: protein sumoylation. Bases 264 to 3368 code for a protein of 1034 amino acids. Gene Ontology annotation, molecular function: SUMO activating enzyme activity. The record is from RefSeq and is a predicted model, not a curated record.